UAGAAUAUUGCCCCCUGACAAAAAUUUCCGAACGUUCAAUUUUACUGUAACAUCGCCAUCGGUAAUAUGGCUCUCAUUACUUGGAAGCCGUCAAAGAACCAUUACAAAGACGUCUUAACAGGGAAUCAAUGCAAAACACAAGCAGAAUGCUGAUUGUUCAACUUUAGCAUCAAGGCGAGUAUCGCUUGCGGCGUUUGCAGAGUGAGUGCAGACGCAGUGAGUGACCCAACCACCUCGGCCACCGUCGUCACUGCGCUAUCGUGCGAUGGCCCCGGCGUAAACACGAUGGAGGUGCGAUCAGCAGCGCUAGUUGAGCACCGCACCACGCCGCCACGUCAACACGUUAGCAACCGCGGAAACCAGGCAGAAGAAGUGCAGAGACUGCAAUCGUUAUCCGAGGCAGAAAGCGAAGAGAAAGAGCGAAGACUACAGUCUUUACCCGACGCAGGAAGCCAGGACGAUCAGAGGUUUCCCACAGCAGGGGAGAGCACCAUCCGUGAGACGCAUGCGGCUGACCAAACGAGGGCGCCGCUCGCACGCGAAACUGACGACCGACGAGGCGUCCUAGACGGGGAAACGUUGCCAUCGCCCGACGUGGCGCCCCCUUCUGGACUCGCCGACGAUGCUCGAACGCCACGCAAUGCGGGAGCGACCGAGCGUCAGAAAUCUGCGAGUGCAUCCUCCGAUGCAACACCGCUUCCUCUGCCGGGCGAGUCGCAACCGCGCUGCGUCGAUGGCAGUAAUGGCGAUGAGUUGAGACGGAUGGGGAAGGGGCGCAGUGAGACGGAGCGCGCGUCAACGGACGUCUCCUCGGAGCGACGGCCCAGAGCUUCACAAGCCGAAGUUCCCAGUGUUAGGGAGAGGAACAGCGAUGUCGGGGUGAAGGAGGACCUGCUAGAGGAGGGGGACGGCAGGGAAACCAGCAGAGACAUCGAGAGAGGUGACAACGAGCAGGAGGAGGAGGAGGAGGAGCAUGCAGAGGAGAUGGAAGAUGAGUCCAGGGAAGAGGACGAGAAGGAGAAGGAAGGUGAUUCCAAGCAGGAGGAGGAGGAAAAGAAGGAAGGUGGGCCGCCCGCGCGAAACGGAGGCGAAAUCGGAUGCUCCUCGAGACGCUGUGUAGAUAGAGGGCGUUGCCGCACUGUGCAGACAGAGGGCGUUGCUGCUGCUGCUGCUGCUGCUGCUGCUUGUGAGACAUGGAGGAGGAGGAUGAGAUACGGACCGUGCUCGGCAGCGUGAGGCAGCGACUCGCACGCGAUGAUGACGAUGACUGGGACGUUGACGUCGACUCCUUCAUCAACCGCCGCCGCCGCAGCACCGACGCCGGCGCCCCCUCGCAGGCGGACGACGACGACGAUGAC
Priapulus caudatus is the source of this 1358-nucleotide messenger RNA. RefSeq names its product glutamic acid-rich protein-like. NCBI's taxonomy places the organism in Eukaryota, Metazoa, Priapulida, Priapulimorpha, Priapulimorphida, Priapulidae. The record is from RefSeq and is a predicted model, not a curated record. Bases 286 to 1236 code for a protein of 316 amino acids. The transcript has 4 exons.